Molecule: messenger RNA, 5478 nt
Organism: Metarhizium brunneum ARSEF 3297
Lineage: Eukaryota; Fungi; Ascomycota; Sordariomycetes; Hypocreales; Clavicipitaceae
Gene: pld1
Product: Phospholipase
Biological process (GO): phospholipid catabolic process
Cellular component (GO): intracellular membrane-bounded organelle
Molecular function (GO): D-type glycerophospholipase activity
Source: RefSeq, a predicted model, not a curated record
AUGAGCACAACACCGCAGAAUGCAACUCCCUCAAGUGCCGAAUUCCUCUCUCGAGUUCAGUUGCCCCCCAGCCCCCCGAUUCGCCUACAACCCGUAUCGACUGAUCCGACCGAGAGCUAUGAGAACACAAAGCCAAAUACGGAAGCAUCAGAUUACUGGAAUGGGGGGCAACAACACAAAGAUGUGUCCCCUACCGCAAACGGCCAUGAGGUUGCACCUGGCCAAGUAGACCAGAAGAGGUCUCAGCCAUCCCCUGGCGAGGCAGAGCACAGUGUCGAAAUCCCCGCCGCUUCUUCAGGAGACCAUGAUGGCUCUGCUGCAGCUGGGAGAAGAAGUGUUCAGUUUGCGAGGCAAGAUCCCCAGCUGCUGUCUGCAGGCGGUCACAGCCGUCAAGGUUCAUGGGAUGGACCCGAAACUCCUGGAAGACACAAGAGCUUGUCCAUAAUGUCCAAGAUCAAGGCUUUGGCCAGCGCGCCCAGCACUCCAUCUCUGAAAUCUCCAAUUGCACCACCAUUCGCCGAGUCUGCUUCUCAAUCCGCUACCAACUCCCCUACUUCAACACGCUUCGGCACUCGGCUUCCCAAUAUUCUUACUGAAGAGCAGUCUGACGCCGAGGCCGAUGUCGAUGCUGAUGCUGAUGCUGACGUCGACGAGACUGCUGAUGAAUCAGCUAUCCCGGAGAAUGGCACGCGAAAGAAGAAGAAACGCAGAAUGAGGCGGUUCGCAAAGGGCCUUCCAUCGACGCCAUCAACACCAAGUCGUUUCGCAAGCGAUGCGGACACCUGGGGCGCAUAUAACCGCCUACUCCGGCGUCGGGCUAGUAUGCCAGAUACCUCCAUGGCGUCCGAAAACCCUGAGCAGGUAUUAUCAGAAGGGGACACUAGGAGCGGUCCUAAACGACGACCAUUCAGGCGUGGACACUCAUUCAUGGGAACGACCACGCAACCGCCUGGCGAAGGUGAUGACCUGAACGACAUGGAAAGUUCUGCUGUUGUAGGUCGCCGCAAUGGCCAUUUGCGACGAAUCACUGUAUUCGGCGGAGGCGGCGUUUCUGAUGGUGAUGCUAUGACGCCUCGCCGGCCAUUCUUUAACUCUGAGCGAGCCUCCAACUUUGGCGCACAAAAGUGGAAGCAGGUAAAAAGUACACUGAAGCUCUUGCGGCAGAAGAAGGAGGAUCGAUUCGAUUAUUUCAAAUCAGCGGAACUGAUGGCAGAGCUCAGAGCUGGCGCGCCGGCAGUCUUGAUGCUUGCUAGUAUGAUUCAAAGGGACGAGCACGGGAAUAAGAGGAUCCCUGUUCUCCUCGAACAACUGAAGCUCAAAAUUAAAGAUAGUUCCCCGAUCCCGGAUGACGAUAAAGACAGACAUUGGAUUUUCACCAUGGAACUCGAAUACGGCAGUGGCCCGAGUCGAAUGUGCUGGACAGUGAUUCGAACCAUCAGGGAUAUCUACAAUCUUCAUUUCAGGUACAGAUUUGCUCUCAACAAUGACAAGUAUAUGCUCGGCCGUGAUCUUGGAGGGCGCCCGAAGCAGCCCAAGUUCCCUUAUUCUGCCUUCCCGUAUCUGCGUCGAGCUCGGAACAAGGAUGAUGAUAGCGACGAGGAUGAACGGGCCAGUGUUCGAGGCGAUGAAACUGCUGGAGAAGGCACAGGCGGAGAGGGUACCGCGCCCGAGGACCAUGGAGACGGCACACAUGACGAGCAGCACCAGCCGACGAGAAAAAAGUCGCGUGCCAAUUUAUGGGGCAUGAGACGACGCUCAACUGGAUUUACGGACCCCGGGGAGCUGUCAAAUGCUGAAGGCACCGCUCAAGCUAUCGACAUAGCCACCCGCAGACAACGCUACGUGGAAAAACAAAGACGCAUCCUUGAAAAAUACCUAUCAGAAAUGAUACGAUGGCUCAUGUUCAGAGCUGAUAGCAACCGCCUUUGUCGAUUUCUGGAGCUGUCUGCUCUUGGUGUCCGUCUUGCUGCAGAGGGGAGCUAUCAUGGCAAAGAGGGAUAUCUGCACAUACAGUCAUCCAAGGGACUUGAUUUCCGCCGAGUCCUGACCCCAGCAAAGGUUAUUGCUCGCCAUAGCCGUAAGUGGUUCUUGGUUCGCCAGAGCUAUAUAGUUUGUGUCGAGUCACCAGAAAACAUGAAUAUUUAUGACGUGUAUCUGGUCGACUCCAAAUUCAGCAUCAGCUCCAAGAAGAAUGCGCUUCAACAGAUCGGCUCAAAAGAUAAGGCAAAGGAGAUUGACCUCACUGUUGAGGCACUCCCCCAAAAGCACCAUACUCUGACACUCCAUACAUCCGAACGCAAAGUACGUCUGUUUUCAAGAUAUCAGUCCGUCAUGAAACAAUUUGAGGACUCAAUCAAUGAAAUGCUCAAACAGACUGCAUGGUACGAGAAGAAGCGAUUCGGCAGUUUCGCGCCUGUCCGAAAUGGAGUCUUCGCACAGUGGCUCGUAGAUGGCAGGGACUACAUGUGGAAUGUCUCCCGGGCAAUUAACAUGGCCAGGGAUGUCAUUUACAUUCAUGACUGGUGGCUGAGCCCUGAGUUGUACAUGCGACGACCAGCAUGUAUCAGCCAGAAGUGGCGGCUUGACCGGCUCUUGCAGAAGAAAGCCAGAGAGGGUGUCAAGAUUUUUAUCAUCAUCUACCGGAAUGUCGAGGCCGCCAUCCCCAUCGAUUCCGAGUACACCAAGUUCUCACUAUUAAACCUGCAUCCAAAUAUUUUUGUACAACGGUCGCCUAACCAGUUCAAGAAGAACCAAUUUUUCUUUGCACACCAUGAAAAGAUUUGUAUUGUUGACCACGACGUGGCCUUCCUUGGUGGUAUCGACUUGUGCUUUGGCCGUUGGGACAGUCCCCAACACCCCAUCGUUGAUGAUAAACCUACUGGAUUUGAGAUGACAGAGCAACCAAAGGAUGCAGAGCACUGCCAGCUGUUUCCUGGAAAGGACUACUCUAAUCCCAGAGUCCAGGAUUUUUUCAGACUCAACGAGCCAUACGAAGAAAUGUACGAUCGCAGCAAGGUGCCUCGAAUGCCAUGGCAUGACGUUUCUAUGCAGGUUGUUGGGCAACCAGCGCGAGAUUUGACUCGCCAUUUUGUUCAGCGAUGGAACUACCUCCGUCGCGGACGGAAACCAACCCGACCUUUACCGUUCUUGCUGCCUCCUCCAGAUGCAAAACUGGAUGAGUUGGAAGCCCUCGGUUUGACUGGAACGUGCGAAGUGCAGAUACUUCGUUCCGCAACUACAUGGUCUCUUGGAACAGACGAGACGGAACACAGCAUUCAAAAUGCUUACAUCAAAAUGAUUGAGGACUCGGAACAUUUCGUGUACAUGGAGAAUCAGUUCUUCAUAACAAGUACAGAAGCAUACAACACCAAGAUUGUCAAUCGCAUUGGCGAUGCUCUGGUUGAGCGCAUCAUUCGCGCCCACAAAAAUGAGGAAGAUUGGCGCUGUGCAAUCAUGAUUCCUCUAAUGCCUGGAUUCCAGAAUACAGUGGAUGAACAAGAAGGAACCAGCGUCAGACUCAUUCUCAUGUGCCAAUACAAGAGUAUUUGCCGUGGGGAGCAAUCCAUAUUUGGGCGGCUCCGUGCCGUUGACAUCGAGCCUGAGGAUUACAUCGGCUUCUAUUGCCUGCGACAAUGGGGUGUGAUGAGCAACGAUGCCCUCGUGACGGAGCAGCUCUACAUCCAUGCCAAGACAAUCAUUGUUGACGAUCGAGUUGCUUUGAUUGGAUCUGCCAAUAUCAACGAGCGCUCAAUGCUUGGGACACGAGACUCUGAAUGCGCUGCGAUUGUGCGCGACACAGACAUGAUUGAAUCAACCAUGGCUGGAAAGCCCUACCAAGUUGGACGGUUCGCGCAUACUCUCCGACUGCGCCUGAUGCGAGAACACCUCGGCCUCGACGUCGACGAGAUUCUGGAAGAGGAACGACAGCAAGAGCUAGAUCGUGAUGUGUUUGAGAAGGAGAUGGAAGAAAUCUAUCGCGAGGACAAUGCUGAUAUUGGUGUUGGCUCAAGCAAGACUCGGCAGGAUAGUCUCUUGACCCCUCGCCAGAGAAGUUUCAACUAUGAACUUGACAUGGAACAUGCCAAGGCUCUCCAAGACACUUCUUUGCCAUCUUCGGAGUCGGAGUCGGAGUCGGAGGCGGGGUCGAAGAAGGGCAAGGAGGCAGACGUCGGUUUGAGCCCGCAACAGAAGAAGCAGCAGCGGCUAGACGUAUCUGGGUAUGGCGAGGACCAGUGGAAGCUCGCAGAGCAGUCCGGCUUGGAUGAAGGCCGCGACUCUGUCAUAGUUGGCGGUCGUGAAGUAUUGGUACAUGGCAUGAAUACUGAGGGCAGGGGAACCAUCUGUCAGCCGAAGCCACCUCAUGAGCUUGUCAUCAUGUCUGACAAUCGACACCUUGGCAAUGAGGGUCCUGGAACCGGAGAUCUCCCACCUAUGCCUGCGAUGAAUCGACGCACAACAGAGCAGCUUGGUCUCCUUCGACCCGCCCAGCUACCACCUCUCCCGGUGGCUGAUGACACUGAUAUUGGCGGGCCGGCGGUACACGUCGACCCUACAACUGGUCGUCCAAAGAGUGGCGCUUUUCAUCCCAUGGCUGCCGAUAUUACACCAACGGACAUCUCCAAGGACUGUAUGCGGGAUCCCCUCCUCACUAGCUUUAUCGAUGAUAUUUGGAAUCGUGCAGCUCUGAACAACACCAAGAUUUACCGCAGAGUUUUCCGAUGCAUGCCAGAUUCCGAAGUGAGGACUUGGCAAGAGUAUCGUGAGUACGUGGAUUACGGAACGCGUUUCCGUGCGAGCAUGGAAGGCAAGCCUAAUGGAGAGGAGUCCGAGUCCAAAGCUGAGACUAAUAAUCAGGUUGAGUCUACUGCUGGCGGAGCGGGCAUUGGAGCGCCUGGCCCUGAAGCAAUAGUAGCUGCCGCCAAGGAGAAGACAAUGAAGCAGCUUCCAUUCCUUGAGCAAGAUAUGGGCAAACUUGAUAUCACGGUGGCGCAAAAUGGUGACGGGGAGCUAAAUGAGAAAUCAAUGGAGCCAGCUCAACAACCACGUGGUCCUCUCGAUUCGAAUCCCGUCCAAAGAUCUGAAAAGAUUGCCGAUGCUUCGCCUACAACAGUACCAAAUGGCCACGUGGGCGUUCCUGUACCUGAGGAAGCCCCUGCUAAGCUUCUGGAACCGCAGGCCAGCAGGAAUACGGACCGUAAGACAGCCUUCGCUACAUUGGACAAGCCGCCCUCGCGGGAGACUCCCAAUAUCCCGUCGCAAGCUCAAUUCGGGUCCGUCAAAAAGCGUCGUCGUGCCAACACCAAAGGAAGCCGUCGUGGAUUCUCCCUCGAAGACAUGCCUUCUAGAGCUGAUGCCGAAGAGCUACUCAAACUGGUCCAAGGCAACAUUGUCCAGUUUCCGUACGAUUGGUUGUUAACUGAAGAGCAGAAUGGAAACUGGGGCUACCAAGUAGACGGUGUUGCUCCGUUGUCAAUCUAG